This is a messenger RNA of Physcomitrium patens, 4092 nucleotides long. Lineage: Eukaryota; Viridiplantae; Streptophyta; Bryopsida; Funariales; Funariaceae. The record is from RefSeq and is a predicted model, not a curated record.
CGGGGAAUAGUGGCCAUCAAUCGUCCUCCUUCAAGUCGACGGCUCAUUACUCCCCCCAAUACCGGAGCCCCUGGCGCCUCCCUCGCUCUCUCUCGCGCUCUCUGUUUCCCUCCCGCCUCCAUUUGGAUCAUGCCAUCUUUCCCGGCAUAUUUUUUCAUUUGAAGUUUGUAUCAAUCCCCCGUGCUUAGGGUUUCCAACGAUCCCACCCGGCUUACCCUUUUCCUCAUCUGUAGCUUUGAAGCUCCGGAGCUUCGCGGUGAAGAGGGCGAUCCUGGAGUUAGGGCCCGGGAGCUUGUUGUGUGUUAUUUGAAUCAAGGGCACCAAGGGCAUUUGAUAAGGAACACCUGAUAUGGCCAUCCUCUGCACAAGACACCAAGGGUUGCUUUCUGUCCUGUUCAGCAAUGUUGGAUUUAUGAGAGAUCAAAUACAGGAAGGGAGCCUAAUUCACCGAGCUAGACGCACUUGAUAGUUUUCUCCAGAUAGAGUUCAAGGAGGACCCUAUUAUAUUUCACCUGUUAACUGUAGUGGAGAAUUGGAUAAACGAGCAAGAUGUUGUCCAGGUUUGGUUUUCGGACUCCCCAGAAACCGCCUAAACCAGAUGAUCCCGAACCCGAGCCUGAAACACCAGUUGUUAUACAAACCCAGCGACCACAGUAUGCAGUUCCUCCCACGAGUGGUGCAGGUGGUCCAGCUCGUCCUCUACGACUCGUGUAUUGCGAUGAGAAAGGCAAGUUUAAGAUGGAUCCAGAAGCGGUGGCAGCUCUACAUAUGGUGAAAUGUCCGCUUGGUGUAGUAGCUGUAUGUGGACGUGCUCGACAAGGGAAGAGUUUCAUUCUAAAUCAGCUUCUUGGACGAAGUAGUGGUUUUACUGUUGGACCCACACACAGGCCUUGUACGAAAGGUUUAUGGAUGUGGAGUUCUCCUCUGAAGAGGACAGCACCUGAUGGCAGCGAAUACAGUUUAUUACUCCUGGACAGCGAAGGAAUAGAUGCUUAUGAUCAAACGGGAACAUACAGCACACAAAUCUUCUCCUUGGCUGUUUUGUUAUCAAGCAUGUUCGUAUAUAAUCAGAUGGGUGGCAUUGAUGAGGCAGCUUUGGAUAAAUUAUCCCUUGUGACGGAGAUGACUAAACACAUCCAAGUUCGAGCAUCAUCUUCACGGGGAGCUUCAGCCUCCGAGAUUGGACAAUUCUCUCCUCUUUUCUUGUGGUUGCUUCGAGAUUUUUAUUUAGACUUGACUGAGGAUGGACAUCGUAUCACUCCAAGAGACUAUUUGGAGUCAGCUCUGCAGUCCAUUCCCGGCGCUGGAAAAGCUAUUUCUUCUAAGAACGAGAUACGAAGUUCUAUUCGGGCUUUAUUUCCUGAGCGUGAUUGUUUCACACUUGUGCGACCCCUGAAUGAUGAAAAAGAGCUGCAGAAACUUGACCAAAUAAACAUGGAGAAAAUGCGACCAGAGUUCAGAGUAGGGCUCGAUGCUUUGACGAAAUAUAUAUUUGAAAGAACAAGACCUAAGCAGCUCGGCACUCUUGUGAUGAAUGGUCCUAUGUUUGCUGGUUUAACACAAUCAUUUUUGGAUGCCAUAAACGCUGGUGCUGUCCCCACCAUAUCAACUUCUUGGCAGAAUGUUGAAGAGAAUGAGUGCCGACGUGCUCAUGACAUGGCAGUUCAAAAAUAUUCCUUAGUCUUCAAUAAGGAUGUCACUCAUGAUGAGGUUGCUCUUCAAGAAGCACAAGAAGAAGCUGUCCAAGCAGCAUUUUCUGUUUAUAAUUCCGAGGCUGUUGGGAACGGAGUUGUUCGAAGAAAUCACGAGAAGCAACUGCAUGCUACUCUUAAGCGACAGUUCGAGGACUUCAAACGAAAGUCAUCCAUGGAAGCAGAGCUUAAGUGUUUAAGAGCAGUAGGCAUAAUGGAGGAGAAGUUGCGAAAUGCUUGCAAUGCUCCUGACGCUACCUUUGAGUCCGUUACCAAGGUUUUGGAUGAGAUGGUGGUUGAAUAUGAAUCUCAAGUAUCUGGUUUGUUCAAGUAUCAGAAACUUGUGCAGUUUAUGCAGAAAAGCUUGACUGGCCCUGUACAUGAUCUUGUGAAGCGAGCAAGUGAUAAAGCCGCAACAGAGUAUCAAAACCUUGUGUUGAAAGGUCGAUCAAUGGGAGAACGUUUGGCAUUCUCAGCCAAGCAAACCGAGGCUGCACAACGCGAAGCUCAAGACUGGAAGAAGCGAUACGAAAACAUUAUGAAUGAUUAUAACAGAGCUUCUGAGAAUGCAGCUGCUCAAUAUGCUAAUGUACAGAAAAAGGUUUCUUCUCUGGAAGAGAGACGUUCAAAUCUUCUAACCCAGCUUGAGGGCGCAAAGAAGGAGGCUCUUGAUUGGCAUAGCAAGUAUGAGCAGUUUGUUGCAGCACAACGAGCUGAAACUGAGAGACUGAACUCUGAGAUUGCAUCUCUCCAGAAUCGGACCAGUACCGCGGAGGCUAGGUUGGCAGCAUUGAGAGAGCAGUCUGAGUCGGUUAAGUUCGAGGCCGUAGAAUGGCAGCGCAAGUAUGAGGCGAUUGCUUCUGAUACGAAGGCUGCUGUUGAGAAAGCCACCGCGCAUAAGGAGCGAGCGCUGAAGCAAGCUCAACUGCGUGAGGAUUCUAUGCGUGCCGAACAUGUUGCGAAACUCUCCGACAAGGAGCAGGAGGUUAAAGAGUUGCAGGCAAAGUUGGAGCAAGGAGAAAGACGCAUCGUCGGCUUGAUCACAAACUUGCAUGAGAUUGAAUUUAAAACAACUGACCAGUCUGAAGAGUUAGUGACAUUACGGUCAGAGCUUAAGUGUGUACAACAAGAAUUAGAAAGCACCAAGUCUCAGGACGUCACCCUUAGAAGGGACCUAGAGAAGGCAGAAGAAGACAAGGCUUAUGCGGAGCGACGCAUGAAUGAGUGCAUCAGGAGGAUGGAAGAGGCAGAGCAGAUGAGGAAAAUAGCAGAACGUGAUGCAAAGCGUGCCAUUGAAGCUGCGGAGAAGUCGCGUGCUGAAGCAAUUACUCAAGAGAGGGAGAAGUUGGAGACACAGAAAUUGGCUGCAGAGAGAAUGACUGAAGUUGAACGCAUUCAACGGCGAUGUCAAGUAUUGGAACAAGAAAGAGAUGAAAUGGUUCAGAACCUUGAAGAGGCCAUGCAGAUGCAGCAAGAGGCAGUCUUAAGGGUGUCUGCGUUGGAGAGCCAGCAUGAAGAUAGGGAAAAGGAAAUGGAAAACUUACUCUCUUCUUCACAAGAGCAGCGGGCGAAGACAGUAGAGGCGUUUGAGAAAUUGUUGGCUAGCGAAAGAGCUGCGAAGGCUGAAGCAAGCCAAAGAGCCGAGUCUCUUUCGUUACAGAUUCAACACAUGCAGGGGCAGAUAGACAACUUGCAGGGACAACUUACAGCAGUGCGCAACCACGAAAUUGCUUUGGAAACCAGAGUCAGGGGUUUUACGGAUACUCCACCUGGCAAAUCACCAAUGGGCUCCUCUCGUAGCAAAAGACCCUUCCCAGGUGAAGGGUUCGAGGCGUCCGCACAGGAUAUGGACAUCGACGCGAGUGCAUUCAAGAGGAAUAAGAUGGAUCAUCACUUCGACAACGCCAGUUACUUGAAUGAGGGUGAGGAAGGUGGCAGUGGAGCUACCUCGAGCGAGAUAGUUGAGACCACAAACUAUCGUAAGUUGACUAUUGCAAAGCUGAAGCAGAGGAUGACAGAAGCUGGGUUUGGUGCAGAAGUGCUGGCUACUCGAAACCCUUCUAAGAAAGAACUUCUUGAGAUGUACGAGAGAUUGCUUCUCAACAAGCCUCCUGCUCAUUGACAGGAUGGGUUACGCACUGCGAAAUGUUGGGACUGACAAUGAGCUUUUUGUUAGUUUUUCUUACCUGAAACCAUUGACAAUAUUUUAUUUUCUUAUAAAACAAAAUCUUUAGAAAACGAGUCUAUUCAGCAACUAGUUUCGCAGGUGCUUACAGAACACUGCGUGUUCCGAGAAGCUCGCUAGCACCGAGUGUACUUUGUUGUACUCUUUGUAAAGAAGGCCUGUGCAUUCCAUGUCCCAAUUUGGUCUAUCAAUUUAUUUCUCUGAUUGAACAAAGUU